Acanthosepion pharaonis is the source of this 690-nucleotide messenger RNA. The record is from the annotation of a GenBank genome assembly. Lineage: Eukaryota; Metazoa; Mollusca; Cephalopoda; Sepiida; Sepiidae.
AUGUUUAUAUCUAUCUCAGUCUGUUCAUAUCUAUCUUCCCAGUCUGUCUAUAUCUAUCUAUCUAUCCCAGUCUGUCCAUAUUCAUCUAUCUAUCUAUCUAUCUAUCUAUCUAUCUAUCUAUCUAUCUAUCUAUCUAUCUAUCUCUUGGUGGUCAUAUCUACCCGUUCUUUCACCCUAUCUCUCCCUUUCUCUCUCUCUUUCGACUCGGCUGAAUGGUAUCUAUCUAUCUAUCUAUCUAUCUAUCUAUCUAUCUAUCUAUCUUGUUCUAAUUUUCGGUCUGCUCAAUCAGUGAUAUCUAUCUAUCUAUCUAUCUAUCUAUCUAUCUAUCUAUCUAUCUAUCUAUCUAUGUCUGUUUCUUCCUAUCUAUCACUGUUUCUUUCUAUCUAUCUAUCUAUCAAUCUAUCUAUCUAUCUAUCUUGUUCUAAUUUUCGGUCUGCUCAAUCAGUGAUAUCUAUCUAUCUAUCUAUCUAUCUAUCUAUCUAUCUAUCUAUCUAUCUAUGUCUGUUUCUUCCUAUCUAUCACUGUUUCUUUCUUUCCAUCUAUCUAUCUAUCUAUCUAUCUAUCUAUCUAUCUAUCUAUCUAUCUAUCUUGUUCUACUUUUCGGUCUGCUCAAUCAGUGAUAUCUAUCUAUCUAUCUAUCUAUCUAUCUAUCUAUUUAUCUAUCUAUCUAUCUAUCUAUCUAGUCUUUAA